CAAAUUCUGUCACAGUAUCACUCUGACCGAGAGGUACAAUAGUACACUGCAGAAGCUUGCGAGCCGAAACGGCGGAUCUAGAUCCGAGACCCACAAUAGCGAUCACGUGUACAAAACUGGCCUGCUGAUCGUGCGAGCCGGACGCCAUCGAUCACCCGCCCCACUGGUACACUGUGUCGGGGAACCGAGCGAGCGAGCGAGCAAUAGAUUGAUAGGCUUUGGGGGCGGGCGGGCGUGCGGACUCAUCAGCAGCACCGGCAAUGAGCUGGUGAACAGACCGAUAAUUUGAGCCCUCCCUUACGGAGGGCCGCGAAUCUUGCAGCCCACCAGUCCAGCGCUGCGCUGCGCUCGAGUCCACGAGCUCGUUCGGAGCCGAGCUGUCGCUCGAGACUCGAGGGUCGGGUUGCAGCCCUCCGAUUACAAUAUGACACCUGAGGCUCCGAGCCGGUGCCUCUCGUCCUGCUCAUGCGUGCGUGAGUGAGUCAGUAAAAUUUUCCUGAUGCCUCCGAGCCCGGCCGGAAUGAGCUGAGGCUCGGCCGGGGCAGAGCGAUGGGAUGGGAUGGGAUCCGGCAUUCGGGAGCAUCCUCUCUGGCUUAUGUCCACAACAUAUGAAGAAAGAGGAAGAGACCGUGGCCCACUGCUGGCCUGCUGGAUCGAUCCGCGCCCGCCUCGUGGGGAAGCUUCCGAGUCUGGUGAUGAGGAUGGUCUGCGGUUUCCGGCCCUAUCGGAGAUGCAUGUUGGAGAGCAGGCACUGUUGGAAUUUGCACUAGAGUACAAGCUUAGCUAGCAUGCUUCACGAGCGCGAUUCUGCUGCAAGGUCCGCGCUGCGAGCUUCCGGUUGGUUGGUGAAAUUUGUCAGUAAUGCUUGUUUAAGGCUUUGAGGGAGUGAUGCGAUGAGUAAUAGGUGCGUCGACGAGUGCAUGCAAAUUCGUGCAGAAUCGAUCGCCCCAGACUUCAAUUGGCCCGAUCGGAAUGUAUUUUAAGUUUGACUCUAGCGUACGAAAUGUCUAGAGAUCGAGAGCGCGAGAAUGACAUCUGGAUGCAUCUGGAGAAGGAAUUGAUCAAGAUCGUGUCGGAUAAUACAGACUCUUUCACUCCCAGGCGCUGACCCUUCAAGGCGAGGGAGGAAAGUGCAAAUCGAUGCUGCGCUGGCCAUUUCAUUGCAAGGAGUGCGAGUCCAACAUUCCAUAGACGACGUUUAGCAGUUUCGAUCGCCACUUCAUCUUCUUCCCAUCGUCUGCCUCCGAGCAUCGGCAGCAUCUGUAGAUCUUUCGAUCUAUAGAUGCUGCAAGAAUCGUUAGCGUGGACGGGCGGACUCCAACCAAAAACCACCUCCCACUGAAAUCUCUGGACCUUUUAGUGUAGGACCAUCGGGAAAUGGCGAUCACUUACGGAUUCUUUGUUUCUAUAGGUCUUCUGUUCAUAGUGGUCAUAGUUUUGUUAGCUUUUUUCUACUCUCGUCACAGAAGAGCCGGCGCAGUUGGCACCACGAACUCGUCGCCGGGAGCCAAAAACGUAGCAAUCGGUAAAGUCACUCCGUGCACAAGACAGACGCGGUCGUUUUCGUUUGAUGAGGUGAGGGCUGCUACGCGGGAAUUCAGCCACAAAAUUGGUGAAGGAAGAUUUGGGCCCGUGUACUUUGGCGAGCUCCCAGAUGGACAGGAGGUAGCUGUCAAAGUGAGAUCUACAAACUAUGCUCAGGGGGGAGAAAGCGAUGGCCACCUUCUCACUGAGGUUCAUGUUCUGGCCAAAGUGCAUCAUCGACAUUUGGUGUCUCUGCUUGGAUACUGUCUUGAUCCAACCAAUCAGGUGUUGGUCUACGAGUUCAUGCGCAAUGGGACUCUCCGGAACCAUCUCCAACGCGGCUGUGUGGGAAAACAACCUCUACUGAAUUGGCGGACCAGAUUGGUCGUUAUCAUGGACGCAGCUCGAGGACUCCAUUCCUUGCACACGGACUGGAACCCGGUCAUCAUUCACCGGGACUUCAACAGUAUCAACGUCAUGCUCGAUGAGAGCAUGAAUGGAAAAGUUGCCGACUUCGGAGUCUCGAAAAUCACUUUGGAUGACGACUCUGGGAUCCCAACUCUUCUCAAGUGCACGGCUGGCUAUCUCGACCCAGAGUACUUCACAACACAAAAGUUGACUCCGAAGAGUGACGUGUACAGCUUCGGAGUAGUACUCUUCGAAAUCAUAUCUGGCCGGCCACCGAUAAGCUACAGCCCGGACGGCAACCAUUGGAGUAGUCUAGUUGAAUGGGCGAAAUCCAGCUUGAAAGACGGAAACGUCCUGUCGAUUGUCGACCCGAGUCUUCAAGGUUUGUACUCGGAGGAGUCGGUGCGCAAGGUGGCGGACUUAGCCAUGUGUUGCGUGGACCUCCACGGACCGAAAAGGCCAGACAUGGAGAAGGUGCUGUUGGCCUUGGCCGACGCUCUAUACGUCGAGGAAAACCAUCAACAGCAUCUGCUGGCAGCCACUGCCUCCCUUCCCGUCAGCAACGUCAGUAGGAACCCCGCCAAACCCCACAGUCAUUCCCAUCAGCUAGUCUUCGGAGUGCCCAUGACUACGGCUCCCAGCACUGUAAGCAGUUUUUCCUUCCCUCGCAGCUGAAGAGCCAGCCAGCCAGGCCCACUCACAGCUGCUGCAGGACUAUGAGUGCUGUUGACAUGAUAGAUUACUUCAUUUGCUGCAACGAUAAAAACUAAAACGUUUGUUUGGUAUUCGAAUUCAUCGAGCUGCCAACUUGAAGGUGUCUUGAAUCCGCUUUAGAUGUAGACAGGAUCCACACGAUACACGAACACUAUCACACGAACUAUUAUAUAUCUUCCAUUGGAGGAAAGCAGAUCAUGUACAACUCAAAUCCCAGAUCCAUUAGUAGAUUAAGUUAUAAUCGGCCGACAAAGGAGGUGGGAUGGUUAAGCCCAACUCCUCGUGAGACUUUACUACAGCAACAGACCGAAUCCUCAUUCCACAUAAGUAGUGGACCGAUAUCUGUUAGAUAGGAUUUUCUACUCUUACAGCCAGCCCGCCACUUGUUAGCGUAGGGGGGGAAAUAUGAGAAAACCGAAAAUAAUUCCACAAGGUAAAGGUAAUUGCAUCUUUGUGAUCUUCAACAGCCUGAGGGUAGUCUGUAUCGUGUGUCCGCAAGAAACUUAUGUGGAGGGAUGGUCUCUUCCAAAACUCAGCAUCAUGGUUGAUACCUCUUUACAGAUUCUUUUAGAUGAUCAAUGUUUAAUGGUGUGAGAGUCCAUGUAAAAGAUUCCAAGUUCCCAAUAUACAAUUUGAGCUUCUUCAUUUGAGAAGAAAUAUACAUCAGUGCCCUGACUCCAUACGUACUUUCCUCUCUUGGACUAUACCUUUUUCUUUCCACCCGUUCUUUAACUUUUACAUAAACGAAAGCACUU
Marchantia polymorpha subsp. ruderalis is the source of this 3401-nucleotide messenger RNA. Lineage: Eukaryota; Viridiplantae; Streptophyta; Marchantiopsida; Marchantiales; Marchantiaceae. The record is from the annotation of a GenBank genome assembly.